Molecule: messenger RNA, 728 nt
Organism: Anolis sagrei ordinatus
Lineage: Eukaryota; Metazoa; Chordata; Lepidosauria; Squamata; Anolidae
Source: RefSeq, a predicted model, not a curated record
AUGAAGCCCGGCAGAAGGUUCCCCCUCUUCUUGGUGGCUCUCCUGGCCAUUUGGUCCCAGUUGCCCUCCGUGGAUGGGGGGACAGACCCCUGCACCCUGCCCAAAGACCAAGGCUCCUGCUACGCCAUGCUCUCCCGCUGGUUCUACAACGCCCCGGCCAAGAGGUGCGAGGGCUUCACCUACGGAGGCUGCGAGGGCAACGCCAACAACUUUGAGACCAAGGCGCAGUGCGAAAAGUACCUGUGGCCACCACGGGCUGGAACGUUGGACUAUGGCUCCCGUUGCCUCUUGACCAUGGCAAUCCUCUGGCUGACCCUGGGCAAGGCACACUCCAAGGAGGUGGACUCCAAGGCGGAAGGUGCCCAGCCGAGAGCAACACAAAGGGUCAAAGGCUUGGAAGGCAUGGGUCCCUCUGAGGAGCAGCUGAGGGAACUCAGGAUGUUUGGUCUGGAGAAAAGGCUGAAGGGAGGACAUGUCUGCACCCUGCCUAGAGACGCCGGGCCCUGCGACGCCGUGCAUCCCCGCUGGUGCUACAACUGGGCAGGUCGGAAGUGUGAAAAAUUCACCUACGGAGGGUGCGGAGGAAAUGGAAACAACUUCAGGACUCUGGAAGAGUGUCAAGGUUCAUGCGGGCAUCAUGGAUCUCGCUAAUUGGACUCCAGGGAAGAUGGACAUCUUUAGAGGUCUUCUCACGCCACUUCUCUAUGUGCGAUAUUGGAAGAUGCACA